AUGGAACCGGCAGCGGGAGCUCCGGUGGAGCUGGGCCUGUCGCUGCUCCUCCUCAUAGUGAACUGCAUACUUUCCUCAUCAGAUGUCGCUUCUGUGAAAGGCUGGCUGUCUGCGAACUUUCUCGAAAAGGCUGAUCUUACGGUGCAGGUCGAAGCUCCGUCGAAACCCCGUGUCGAAGAAGCGAUGCAGAAGCUGACUGAAGAGAACUUCCUCAUUGCAAGCCACUUUCUACAGCAUGCGAUGCUCCUGGCCGUGAUCAUGUACGUGGGCAUGGGAUCACCCGCAUUUGCAGGGCUUUGCUUCUUGUUCUAUGCAGCGUUCUUGCUCAUUGCAAAGGGCUAUGUCAGAAUGACAUCAUCCAGGGUCAAGGCCUACUUGAUCGUGAACUACAUUACCAUCAUUCCCGUGAUGUUUGCAGGCGACCUUUUCGCUGCCGUCGGACGCAAGGACGUGCUCGAUCAGUUAAAGUCUGGAUAUCGCUUUGUGCUGGUCGUCCUCUGCGUGGACAGCAACCUGCACAUUCCUUCUCAGGUCGCCGUGUCGGUCGCAGAG
Symbiodinium necroappetens is the source of this 552-nucleotide messenger RNA. The record is from the annotation of a GenBank genome assembly. Lineage: Eukaryota; Dinophyceae; Suessiales; Symbiodiniaceae.